Molecule: messenger RNA, 2861 nt
Organism: Papilio polytes (common Mormon)
Lineage: Eukaryota; Metazoa; Arthropoda; Insecta; Lepidoptera; Papilionidae
Gene: PhKgamma
Product: phosphorylase b kinase gamma catalytic chain, liver/testis isoform
Exons: 12
Coding region: 315-1574 (419 amino acids)
Biological process (GO): glycogen biosynthetic process; protein phosphorylation
Cellular component (GO): phosphorylase kinase complex
Molecular function (GO): phosphorylase kinase activity; calmodulin binding; ATP binding
Source: RefSeq, a predicted model, not a curated record
UGAAACAAAAAAUCUACAGAACUCGUAACUGCUAUUUAUCCUUUUUAUCUGAUUAAUCUAAUAACGUUGUGGUGUAGCCUUCACUAUUUGUUUUUAUUUAAAGAAAAAUUGGAUUAGAUCCAAGAAACGUGUUUAAAACUAUUGUUUCUCGAUCACUGUAAAACUUUACAUUUUAAAACCGAUUACUUUCUGAAUGUUCUUUCAGUAUGACUUCUGUCAUCAUGCAGUCUAAAUAACCUUUCGUCAUUGUGAAUUGAUUUGGCUGAUCGCUACUUGGUUAGUUACCCGAAAAUAUAACUGCGGAUAUUAUUAAUAUGGCGAAGGAAGAAGACGAUGACAAUUUGCCAGAUAAAGAUGCUGCGAAAGAAUUUUAUGCGAAAUACGAACCGAAGGAAAUCAUAGGAAGAGGUAUAAGUUCCACUGUGAGAAGAUGCAUAGAAAAGGAAACUGGCCAUGAGUUUGCUGCUAAGAUAAUAGAUCUCAGUCAGGAGUCACAAGAUGGUGUUGACACUCACAUAAUGAGAGAUGCUACUCGACAAGAGAUUCAAAUCCUUAGAAUGGUCGCUGGACAUCCAUACAUUAUUGAAUUACAAGAUGUGUUUGAAUCUGAGACGUUCAUCUUCCUUGUCUUCGAGCUAUGCAAGAACGGAGAGCUGUUUGAUUAUCUGACGUCUGUGGUGACACUCUCAGAGAAGAAGACUAGAUAUAUCAUGAGGCAGGUGUUGGAAGGUGUUCGUCAUGUGCACAGCAAGAACAUAGUGCAUCGGGAUCUCAAGCCGGAAAAUAUUCUAUUGGAUGACCAGCUUAAUGUCAAAAUUACAGACUUUGGUUUUGCUAAGGUGCUCAACGAUGGAGAGAAAUUAUUCGAACUGUGCGGUACCCCUGGCUACCUGGCUCCGGAAACGUUAAAGGCCAAUAUGUUUGAGGACGCGCCAGGUUACGGGAAAGAAGUCGAUAUCUGGGCGUGUGGCGUCAUCAUGUUUACUUUAUUGGUAGGUUGCCCUCCAUUUUGGCAUAGAAAGCAAAUGGUUAUGCUGAGAAAUAUUAUGGAGGGACGAUAUUCUUUCACCAGUCCUGAAUGGGCGGAUAUAUCAGAGGACCCAAAAGAUCUAAUUAGAAGGCUCCUGGUAGUGGAACCGAGCGAACGUAUCGACGUCCAUGAAUCUUUGAUGCAUCCAUUCUUUAAUACAGUGUUGUGGGACCAGGACAUGACGCCGCUCAAGAAAUCGCUGUCCGGAACCAGCCGAAGGAUGUCCAGGAUUGAGCAAUUGUCUAUGGCAAUAAAGUCGGGAGGUUUCAAUGCGCGUGCUAAGAUACGGCUUGCGUUCGUUGUGGUGCGCGCUGCCGUACGUUUGCGUCGUCUGCCCCAUACAUCCGCACGCGCUGUAGCCCUGGUCGAUGCUCUCCGUGAUCCAUACACCAUGCGAGCGUUGAGGAAGGUUAUCGAUGGUUGCGCAUUCCGAGUGUACGGCCACUGGGUGAAGAAGGGCGAGGGCCAGAACCGAGCGGCGCUGUUCGAGAACAUGCCCAAGACGGAGCUGAAGAGCCUGUACGUCAGCAACCUGAGCCGAUAACCGUCGCGCUGCUGCUUCUGGAUGCACUUCCUUUAUACUCUGUUCUCCUGAUCCUUUGGAGUGAACGUGUACCAGGGUAGCAUCGCCACUGAAGAAGUCUAGCUGCAGCGCGCUGCUCACGUCCUUGAAGUGUGAUGUAGGUUAGUGUAGAAACGUCGACACCUCUAGUACCCUAGUAAUUUAAUUACCAUUUAUAUACAAAAGUACGUAUUUACUGUAUGUACAUCGCCGUUGCAGUGGCGUUACGUUGAUAAAACGUAAACUAGUCGACAAUAUUGCCAUCCCUCUCAUUCUCUAUGGAAACGACAGAGAUAGCAAUAAUCGUCACGUUUGACUUGAUGUCGGUACAAAUCUGAUGGCAAUAAGACGUAAGAAAUAGUUAAAUUCGUUUGAUCAAAUAAAUGUUGAUUGUAGUUAAGUUGUUACUUGUUUUCUCAAUAUUUAAGUUACACAUUUAGUUAAUGUAGCAUUAAAGACGGUUUUGUUUGCUCUAGUAAUUCGGUAAUUUAAAUUUGUUCCUUGAUCUGAGCGAUAUAGAGAUUAUUUUUGUAAAAAAUUAAAUAUUCAAAACCGCCUUUAAAUGUUAGAUACAUAAUCCUAGUUUCAAUUAAAAAAAUGUACUCGAUAUACUAGAAUUUAUACAUUUUUGUAUGGAGUUUGUAAUCAGAUAGUUGGAAUUUAAAAUAUUGUAAAACCAGACUAAACGACAGCCAAUUUUGUACUAACUAAGCAUAGGUGCAAGAUUAUUAGACCUAGAUAAUAUUUAUACCUAACUUUGACCCUUAGUAAGUUUUUGACAAACAUGUGUGAAUAUUUUAAUUAUUAUAAUAUUUUGCCGAAAGAAAGACAAGCUUCAAAUAUCAAAAUGUUAAUAUUUCGGCAAUAAACUCCUGAUUUUAUUAUCCAAAAUUUAGUAUAAUUAAAAAAAAAAACAAAUUGUAUAAACAACCCAUUUAUUUUAUAUACCAAAAACUGUUUUAUUAUGUCAUAUACAAUAAAAUAUUAAAAUAAUAUCCGCUUCCUACGUAAAUAGUCGUAACCAACAAUUUUGCCAUUUACAUGUAUUAAAAAAAACUGUUGAUAUACGGGAACUAUAUUUGUAAUCCUAUGCAUAGAUCAUUUAAAAAUAUGUAACUGUUCGGUCAGUUUUAACUGAACUGUAGAAUUGUUCGGUUAAAUAUCUAAUCAAAAUAUCUGAAUUUCAAAUGACAGUUAAAAUUUACAACACGUAAUUUAUCUGAAUAUUUUAUCUAUUCUUGAGUGAAAACUGAAUUAAAAUUGAGAAUA